Molecule: messenger RNA, 1712 nt
Organism: Sphaerulina musiva SO2202
Lineage: Eukaryota; Fungi; Ascomycota; Dothideomycetes; Mycosphaerellales; Mycosphaerellaceae
Product: cochaperone Pam16
Exons: 4
Coding region: 316-729 (137 amino acids)
Biological process (GO): protein import into mitochondrial matrix
Cellular component (GO): TIM23 mitochondrial import inner membrane translocase complex
Source: RefSeq, a predicted model, not a curated record
AAGCAGAGGAGAUACUUCGACACGACAACAAAAAAAGGAGCUGCCAUUAGGAGGUACCUAUUAAGAGGUAGACUCAGGGCUCGAUGAUGAUGAUGAUAGAUGAUGCACAGCCAACACGAAGGAUGGAAGCAGAGGCUGUGGAGGCGAAGUCAAGAUCCUUUCGGAAAAGUCGGAUACCUGUCGGAGUCAAUGUGUGCCUCAGGCCUGUAGUGAGGCAUGCGGGCGGCGGCACUCCCGAGAUAUGUUUCGACAUUCGAAGUCGCCGACAUCUUUCUUUCCCGCCAGUUCAGUUCGUUGUCAUUCAUUUCUUCCGCCAUGGCGCAUCGCAUUGUGACGCAGGUGCUUGUCACUGGCGCGCGAGUCUUUGGGCGAGCGUUUGGAGAGGCAUAUAAGCAGGCUUCGGCGUCGCAAAAGUACCAGCAAGCCAUGCAAGGCAACCCCACGGCAUCGAACACACUAUCCUCCGCCGGCCUCACCCUCGACGAAGCAUGCCGCAUACUGAACGUGCCACCUCCGAAGCAGGGGCAGGCGGAUUUGACCAAAGUCCACGAUAAUUUCAAGCGACUCUUCGACAUCAAUGAUCCUAAAAAGGGCGGUUCAUUCUAUCUGCAAAGCAAAAUCCUACGAGCAAGAGAGCGGUUAGAGCUGGAGGUACGUGAAGCGCAAGAGGCGGCAGAGCGUGAAGAGGAGCUGCGACGAGGUUGGCAACCGAGGAUAUAUCGAGACUAGAGGGGUACGUACGUUGAUCAGCGCUGACGGAUGUGGUUACAGUCGCAGAGGCUGAGAGCGCAAAGUGCAGACACGCCACCGCCGUCAGAGCCACCGAGUAGCUGAGCUGUGAAGAGAUACCCACGAUAGAUAUGGAUUGAUGGCAUAGCGAGGCGUUCUGGGAUAUUUUGGCAUUUGCAUUCGCGGAAGAGAACAGCAUGGCGAGAGAGGGUAGUGGAAAGGGAAGGAAAAGAAAGGGGAAGGAAAGACUGGGUGGAACCAUACUUCUCCGCUCAUACGGUGGUCUUGCUGCGGCGGCAACGUGACUACGAUGCCUUCGCCAGAUCAUUGCAAAUGCUCAGACCUCCAUUGGCUAAUGAGAGUGCCGUGUAUUAUACCAUCGGAAUGUACAAAGUUGCAACCACAUGACAGAAACACCGGAGCUCAGCGAUCAGAUGGCGAAUGUGUGCAGGUAUUUGAGGUGAAGUUGAGGAAAGAAUGGCGGAAAGGAGGGUCCAAUCCUGUCCAACAGUGCAAGGCGCGAUAUUGCAAACGAGAUGCCACGACAACAACCACCCGACACUAUCACUGACACUGAGCCUGGCACUGACCCUUCCAGCAAUCAGAUCUUGCUCCUAUCGAUGUUUGGCGACUUCAAAGACGGCUGCUGCGACCAGAGCUCUGCUUCUGAUGAAUCGGAUACAUUCUCACCACACCUCGAUGAUAUCUUACCUAUCUGGUUGGCCGCGAUCAUGGAAUAGAUCAUCACAGCCACUCUGGAAACACCCUCAACUGGGGCACGUACUGCCGACUAUCAAUAUGCUGCAGGCUGAAAAGAGGGAAACACCCAAAACCGAGGUGUUACACAUCUAUUUGUUAUGAGUCUUACGAUUGAUACCAUCCAAUUAGCAACCCGACCCAUUCGCUUGGCGGCGUGUAGUUGGCAAGUUCGGCAUGGACCUCUCGACCAGAUGCACAUUUCAUAUCACAAGACAUGUUCAGAG